AUAUUUUUUCAAACAUUAGUAUUCUAUAGAAGCUAGACGAUAGCACUUUAGAGCUUGGCUGAAAAAAUUGUCGAUUUUAUUAUUUAUUUUUAUUACCAUGGAGAAGUGGCACAAUAAAAUAGCUGUAGUGACCGGAGCCAGUGCUGGUAUUGGAGCAGCAUGCUGCAAAGCUUUAGUGGACAAUGGAAUGAUUGUCAUUGGUUUGGCUAGACGCUCGGAGCGUGUUGAUGAAUUACGUCAAACAUGGCCCGAUGAUAAGGAGAAACAAAGUCGUCUGCAUUCCCUAAAAUGUGAUGUACGACAAGAAUCUGAAGUGAUCGCAGCAUUUGAUAAAAUUGUCAAAGAUUUUGGUCCCAUAGCAGUCCUUAUAAACAAUGCCGGCGUUGUUCGUGACACUGAACUGGUAAAGGAGAACAAUACUGAAGAUUUGCGGGCCAUUGUCGACACCAAUAUUAUGGGUGUUGCAUACUGCACCAGAGAAGCGUUCAAGACAAUGUCCAAGAAUACCGAUGGUUUGGGUCAUGUCAUAAUUAUCAAUAGUGUUGUCGGUCACAAGGUAAUUCAUUUUGAGGGAUCAUCAACAAACAUGUACCCGGCCUCAAAGCAUGCCGUAACAGCUAUGACCGAAGUAUAUCGCAAUGAAUUUCUAAUGCACAAUACAAAACUCAAAGUAACGAGUAUUAGUCCUGGUGUGGUGCGUACUGAAAUUUUAAGUGAAGAAGAUUGGGAAAAGAUGAAAGAUUUUGCCGCCUUGGAAGCUUCGGAUAUUGCCGAUGCCGUAGUUUAUUGCCUGCAAACUCCACCACACGUCCAGAUUCAUGAACUGACCAUAAAACCAGUUGGAGAAAAAUUCUAAUUUAAACGAAUAAUAACAUAAUAUGAAAACUUACCAUUAAAUGUAAAAUAAGUAAAACACUAAACCUAAGGUCCCACAGUCGUGUAGGACCUUUUUGUGGGCUCCACAUCCUGGAGCUGUAUUGUCGUAUGAUGAAAUCUGUGAAGAAGACAAAGUAAAACAUUGCUUUAUUAUUAGGUAUGUGUGUAAAAAGUUUUCAAUAAAAAGAUUGCCAAAAAAUUUUGGGUAUUGGAACUAUGAAAAAUAAA
Messenger RNA from Musca domestica (house fly), 1104 nucleotides. RefSeq names its product farnesol dehydrogenase. The coding region runs from base 98 to 856 and encodes 252 amino acids. Lineage: Eukaryota; Metazoa; Arthropoda; Insecta; Diptera; Muscidae. The record is from RefSeq and is a predicted model, not a curated record. The transcript has 3 exons.